Messenger RNA from Coccinella septempunctata (seven-spotted ladybird), 818 nucleotides. RefSeq lists its product as uncharacterized. The transcript has 2 exons. NCBI's taxonomy places the organism in Eukaryota, Metazoa, Arthropoda, Insecta, Coleoptera, Coccinellidae. Bases 65 to 433 code for a protein of 122 amino acids. The record is from RefSeq and is a predicted model, not a curated record.
CAGUACACAUGCAGAGAUUGGGAGAUACGCACUUUUCCAUAUACAUUUCUUUUACAGAAUAAUUAUGCCUCGCCGGGUGGAUAAAAUAUUUGAGGCAUUGAGGAAUGCCGAAAAUAGUAUCCAAGAAUGUAUGGAUAAUGAAAGUGAUGAUCCAGCUACAGUUAUACAAGAGGCUGAAAUAAUAUUUGCAGAGGGGGAAGGAUAUUUGGAGACCGACUUUCAAGAACUACUCUCUGAAACAACUGUCCAUCCCUCUACAUCUGCCAUCUCCAAAGAACCUCCAAUUUUUAAUGAACUCGAUAAUAGGAAUGCUCGUGAUGGAAACAUGGAGACUAACGAUGAAGAUAGCAAUACAUUCGAAGUCAGAAAUGAAGAAGCAUGUUAUGAAAGUACAGUUAAUUCAAGAGAAAGCAGCAAUGAUUCGGAUUUUUAGCUUAAUUCGGAAGAUUCUGAUAGUUCUGAAUCGCCUGAAAAUAUUCCGAAUAUACUGAGUGAUAUAACAAAUGAGAAUGAAACUCAGGAUAUAUGUAUAAAAAAACGGUCUUCAAAACACGAAGUAGAUAAGAACACCUGGGAUAAAAAUAAAAACAGUUCGAAUAGAGAAAAAGGAAAAUCCUAUAAAGGAAAGAAAAAGGAGAAUGGAAAAUGGAGAUACGACUUAAUGAAAGAACCUAGAUCAAUGAAGGGGAGUUGCAACUGUAAGUUGAGUCAGAAUGGAAAAUCCGCCCUAAUGUGCUCUAAAAUUACCGAAACUGAAAGAAGAAAAAUAUUUGAAGACUUCUGGAAAUGCACAUGGUCAGAAAAAAAGAUGUUCGUGA